Didymosphaeria variabile is the source of this 726-nucleotide messenger RNA. RefSeq lists its product as uncharacterized. NCBI's taxonomy places the organism in Eukaryota, Fungi, Ascomycota, Dothideomycetes, Pleosporales, Didymosphaeriaceae. The transcript has a single exon. Gene Ontology annotation, molecular function: transmembrane transporter activity. The record is from RefSeq and is a predicted model, not a curated record. Gene Ontology annotation, biological process: transmembrane transport. Gene Ontology annotation, cellular component: membrane. Bases 1 to 726 code for a protein of 241 amino acids.
AUGAUCUUCUCCGUCGUCCUAAACGCCAUCAUGCAAUUCGCCUUCCUGACAACCGUCCUCUUCACCAUCGGCGACCCCGCCCUCGUCGCCGCAGACCCCCUCCCCAUAAUCCAAGUCUACUACCAAGCCACCGGCUCCAAGCCCGCUACAAACCUCUUCGUCGUCGUAAUCUGCAUCAUCAUCUUCGUCUCCUUCUUCAACAUAUUCGCUUCGGUGUCUCGCCUUAUCUGGGCGUUCUCAAGAGAUAACGGGCUGCCGUUUAGUAGUACGUUUGCGAAGGUGCAUCCGGGGUUGAAAAUGCCGCUUAAUGCGUUGAUUUUGCUGGGGGCGUGUCUUUGCAUUUUGGCAUUGAUUAAUAUAGGGAGUACGACGGCGUUUAACGCGUUUAUUUCUCUGCCUGCGCUGGGAGGGUAUAUCUCGUACUUCAUUCCCAUUCUCUUUAUCUUCAUGCGGCGCUUGUCUACCAAGCACCCCACGCCUAUACCCUGGGGGCCCUUCCGGCUCGGCAAGCUCGGCCCGUUCAUCAACUUCGGGGCGAUGGUGUAUAUCCUCUUUGUGCUGUGUUGGUUGCCGCUGCCGAGUUUCCGCCCGGUGGAUGGAGAGACGAUGAAUUAUGCGGGGCCGAUUGCAGGGUUUGUUAUCUUGUUUGCGGUGGGGGAUUGGUGUGUUUCGGGGAGAAAGAGGUUUAAGGUGCCGGUGUUGAGGAGGGCGGAGUAUGAGUACUAG